AUGGAGCGUGUGAACAAGAUUUAUCAUUCAUCAAGAAAUUUUAUGUUCAAAUACAUCAUCGCGUUUCUCUGGACCAGCUUAAAUUUUGUCAUCUUCUGUAAAGCCUUCAAUAACUAUCACUAUGACGCAGAGUACUACUAUCUCAGUAAAAUUCUCGGGAACGGUUUAUGUGUUUCACGAGGAACGGCUCCUGUACUGAACGUAACGAUGGCAUUGAUAACUCUCCCCACGUGCAAAUCUUUCAAUUUACUAUUACAUAAAAGCUUCGGCCGAUGGUCUAUGCGAUUUUUGAUUUACUAUUUACAAAGGGUUAAAGUGUUGCAUUUGAUACUAGGUUACAGUUUACUGAUUGUUGCGACUAUACAUAGUGUGGCACACUUCGUGAAUAUUAUCAAUUUCAUCAGCAAUUACGAUGAACGCUACCGAGAGAUCAACUGGGCAAGUGGCCCAGAUGACAAUAUUCUACGCCUGCUUUUCGCUACUCCUACCGGAUUUUCCGGGUGCAUUAUGAUGCUAGCGCUUUUAGCAAUAGCCUAUCUAGCCAGACGUUCGAACCGUGAUCGGUUCUACAACACUUUUCUUACCUCGCAUCACCUGUUCCUCGUAUUUUAUGGCAUGAUGUUUUAUCAUCCGUUAAGCAACAUUAUUAAACAUCAGACGAACGUUGACAAGCAUAAGAUUAUGUGUGAUCUAGUGGAUAAUAACACGCUGUACUCUAACGAUGAUCUGUUGGUGUUGUGUGGAGAGCCGCCACAAUUUGCGCCCGCCAUUAAACGAGGUUGGAUUUGGCCGUUCAUGGGAUUAUCGAUCUACGUGAUUGACGCUAGCUUUCGCUACCUUACGUCUCAUUCCGAAAACCUUCGGGUAUCGACUGUUCAGGUCUAUGCGAUGGCAGGACACGCGGUACAUCUUCGAUUGCAGUUUCAAAAACAAUCGAUUUCGAAAAUCCUUCCCGGUCAAUAUUUACUCCUUCAGUGUCCUUUGAUUUCAACACUUGAGUGGCAUCCUUUCACAAUAACUGAGCUCCCGGGUGAGGAAAAAAAUGAUUUUGCUCUCACGAUCAGAGUACGUGGAGACUGGACGGAGGAGCUGUACAAUAUAGUUGUUCAGAGGGAGCAGUGCAGGAGGACCAUUGGCGGAGUUGAACCAAUCCGGCGAAUAGAGUUUCUUCUAGAUGGACCAUAUCCAUCUGUUAUGAGUAACAUGCUGGAUUGUAAGAGAAUCCUUUUCAUUGGUGCAGGUAUUGGCAUAACUCCAUUUGUAACAAUCAUGCGACUAUUGAUACGCACCAACGUUGAUCGUCCGGCCAGAGUACAUCUUGUGUGGGUUGCCCGCAGUUUGGAAACGUUUCUCUGGUUCACAGAUGAGAUUUCACGUUUGCAAGAAAAGUUUUGGAGUCAGAACAAGCCAGAUAGAUUUUUGGUGAAGCUCUACUGGUCGCAAAACUACGACGAGCAUUUGCUAGCUGAAUGUUUUGGUGAUAUGCCAUCGAUUAAAUCGAGAAUACAUCGUGGCCGUCCAAACUGGAAUGAGGUGUUCAUGGAUCUGAUAACACUUUAUCCGAAAAAAUCUGUGUCUGUGUUCAGUUGUGGGCCUAAAGAGUUGACUAAAGAAAUACGAGCAAAGUGCAAGGAAUACAACAAGCAUGGUUGCAAUCUGAGUUACUUCCACGAGGGAUUCGGAUAAUGUGUGCGAAAAUAUUUUGACGAUGUUGUCGGUAUUGUAAUGCUAUGUUUCAAAUACAAGCGAGCA
Messenger RNA from Anopheles nili, 1752 nucleotides. Its product is annotated as NADPH oxidase 4-like. Gene Ontology annotation, biological process: superoxide anion generation; defense response. The record is from RefSeq and is a predicted model, not a curated record. Lineage: Eukaryota; Metazoa; Arthropoda; Insecta; Diptera; Culicidae. Bases 1 to 1686 code for a protein of 561 amino acids. Gene Ontology annotation, cellular component: NADPH oxidase complex; plasma membrane. Gene Ontology annotation, molecular function: superoxide-generating NAD(P)H oxidase activity. The transcript is spliced from 10 exons.